UCACGUGGUUAUGCUAUGACCUCCAGCUCCUCUUUAGACCUCGACUUUGUUGGUGAUAUCUGCCUACUAUUCGCGACAUCUGCCUAUUGGUGUCAUCCAGCUCCCACAGCACGACUUUUACUUAGGUUGUAGCUUUAGAAGAGUGCGACCUAACUGUAUGCUUGAUCUUGUUCGAUUCUAUCCUAUGACACGAUGCACCGUCGGCGAUAAUAUUUAAUCCAUCAUGGUGGCGUGGGAAUUAUUAUGGCACUAGCAUUAUCUACGAACGGGGCAUCGGCCCUGGUUUCUGCCACACCAACUCCUCUUGCCCACCUCUCUCCGUCUCUCGACCGUCUUAAGGAACGACAUAUCCGUGCUGUUGUGAUACUGCUAUGGCCGUAUUCAUCCUACACGAAGCAAUUUAGCCUGCUCAUUUCUGAGCCAGAUUUUAGACUCAGAGACAGAAAGGGCCAGGUCAGAGUCAGCUUCCACGGUGCGAGUGCAGAAGCAGUGGCAAAGUCACAAGUUAGUAUUGGGGAUACUGUGGUUUUGAGUCUUGACGGCGCGCGGUGGCAGAAUCAGGACGCAGAUAUUAGUACACCGGGAAAAAGCAUUGAUUGGGAUCUCUCAUUUUCUAAGCGUCUGCUGCUUGAGGUAUAUCGCGAUUCCGAGCUGUUGACAACUGUCAAAGUUGAACCUCCUCAGGUCGAACGUCUAUGUAUCGAUGGCACAGUACCAACGACUCCCAACCGAUUAUCCUCGGCCCCACAGGCGCAAAGGAACGGAGAACAUGCUGGCCUAGUUACAGACAAUUGGGCUUCACCUGCAUUCUCGCAAAAGUUCAGCGGCUCCUUUGGCUCCCUCUCCAGCUUAGCGUUCAAUCCCCUUGAGGAAGAAGAUGGGUACAUCUGGGGUAGGGGCAGGAAACGGACAAAAUUCAGUAGACCGAGUAGUGAAUGGACUUUCGUGGAUACACCGCCUAGUCCACCGCCAGCUGCUGCGGAUGCAUGGGAAGAUGAAGACCUUGAAUUGGACGACGGGGAACAAGAAGAUGUUACACUGGAAGAAUAUCCCUCCCAAGGCGACACCGUUCCUAAUUCCCAAACAACCGUUCACGCAGAUUCUAAAAGCCAAGACAACGGGAGAUUACUGGAAACUCAAACUAUAGACAACUUUACUCCACCCACCGCAUUAAAUAUUUCGAGUACAUUCAGUACCACUUUUGACCAUUCUCUGCCCGACGGCUCUGCUCACAUAUUUACCCAGAACUCGAACUGGGAUACUACGCAUUCACAGCAACCGACCGUCACACCUUUCACUUCGUUUGGGAACUCGUUUGUGCAAGACCAACCAAUAGUUGACCAUGAAGCUACUGCUAAACCCCCGCCCCUAACAUUAUCUCCCCUAACUUCGGCCACCUCUUCUCCUGAAAUUUUAGAAGGUACAAGUCAUGAGGCCACGCCAUCUAGCAGCCCUAUAUCGACCCAGCUUCAUGUACAUGAUACUACCGCUUCCCAAUUGGUUACAACACAACAUGGCAUAGCGGGUCAAACCAGCGAGGAAGUGGGAUCUCAAGAUGAGGCUAUGGUAAAUGGGCCGGAAGGCGUGCAUCACCUGCUUGACCAUCGUGCCGAUAAUAACGCUAGACCCUCACCUCCAACGCCAGUCGUUGAUCUUGAUAGCCAAGGGAGCUUUGAUCAGGAAGCCACAGAGCCUGAUCAUGUGGCGCGCGUGACUAGUGUGGAGGAACGCGAGGCAGAUUUGACGGAGUUAGAGGAAGCAGAACGGCAAGCUGCCCUGGCAAUGUCACAGGGCCUAUCCGGACAGGGAUACGAUGUAGACCAGGAGAUGACUGAUCAGGAUGGUGAAGGCGAAGAAGAAAUUGAGGAAUAUGUGGAAGGAACUGCGCGAGAGCCACUUGAAGAAGGUCGUGAGGAACUUAUGGAGGAAAAAUUUGAAAAAAUAUUCGAACAGAGAGUAAGCCGGAAACCGACUGAAGAUUUGGAGGAAGAGUUGGUGGAGUUGCAGGAAGAACUGGAAGAACGAAUGGAGGAAGAGAGGUUGGGAGAGGGAGAGCACGAAGAAGGAGAGGAGGAGGGAGAGGACAUAGAAAUAUACUCCGACGAUGAAAUAGGACAUAGCGUCUCUGAAAACUCAUCUGAACUCGAAUCUGAAGAGGAAUAUGAUGAAGGUUCAGAGCUAGAGUCGGAGCUAGGGCCAGACGAAGACACGUUACCACCGAGACCGACUUAUCUCGCUGUCCCCCGUGCUCCGCCAGAAAUAAUCGUUUUGGACAGUGAUGACGACGAGGGCGCCCCUGUUGUGACCUUUGCUCCGCAACACGUGGAAAUUCCUAGCUCUGAUGUGCCACGGCAGCCAAGUGAUACUGAACUGUCCAACUCGCCACCACAAGACUUAACCACUAUUAGCUUCAAACCUCAUGGUGAAUUUGGUGCGGAUACGCGUCAAGAAACUGGAGAAUCUACGGCUGUUACAAACUUACUCGGUGGGGAUAUUGUUCCCCCAAAUCUUGAGCCUAGCGCUAGCUUCGAUGAGACUCCCCAGCAAGAAACGAUAGGCUAUAUGGCGCAAGCAGCGCUUCAUAUCGAAGCGGAACCUGCCGCGACCGAUCACGAGGGCGAAGAUACUAGCGAGAAAUCGGGAGACUUGAAUGGAUUCCGCCAUGCAAGCCCUUCUUUCUCGUCAGGUUCCAUGUCUGAUAGGGAACUGGAAGCUAAGCUCCAUUUGUCCGAUAAUAUCGCUAUUGAUCCUCAACUAUAUCAACCUAAGAAACAGAAAAGCCCAAGCACGCGUCCCAAGACUCCAGGUAGCGUAGAUCACGGACCAUCGCAUGAGGGAGCGUUUGAUAUCAACGGUUGGAAAGAACGCAGAGUUUCGUUGUCACCAGAUGCGAAAGAUCCGUCUGAAACACGGAUAGAAACCCCCAAAUCUGCUGAUAUUCCUUCCUCGCCGCCGUCGUUAGAAGCUCGCUUAGCAGAAGAUGAACUGGUUACUUCUCAACUUUUCCGUGAUAUGGAGGAGCAAUCGCGCAGAGAGAACCUCCAAACGCCCGAGUUCGUUGAUGAGCAGCCCCUACCCAUUCCCCAGCCUCCUAAGAAUGAAGAAGCAGAAAACGCUAGCGUCGAUGUUGCCGUUAAGGCGGAUAUCGAUAUGCGAAAGGGGAAGUCCGUGGACCAUGCCGAUGCCAUAAAAACCGCUGAGCUCGAGUCACCUACCGUAUUGCAACCAAAUACCAAUGCCAGAGGCCUUCGUAGCCGCCUGUCAUAUUUCUUUCCUUUGUCCACCCUUGCGGAUAAUUUCAACAAGAUGACAGAUACUAUAUCCGUGGUUAUCUCAUGUUCAAAAAUCUCACGAUCGAGGAAAGGUCCCCGGGAAUAUCAUACAACACUGCAUAUCACAGAACCUUCCAUGUCCGGCAUAACUGUGUGUGCUCAAAUGUUCCGAAAAACAAAAUCAUCGCUCCCCACUGCAGAAAAGGGAGACGUGAUCCUUCUCCGCGACUUCAAAGUUCAAAGCAUGGACCACAAAAUGAUGCUAAUCAGUAUGACGACUAGCUCGUGGGCUGUAUUCCCCGGGGGAAACGAUACUGACGUCCAGAUGAAUGGGCCUCCCGUUGAAUUUGGCAUCGAGGAGCAAGAGUACGUCGCCUCUCUCCGGCAAUGGUAUGAGGAGGAGGGGGAGCAGCUCGCGAAGAAACACGAAUACUUGGCACUGGCACGCGGCAGCACCGAAACAAGCAGCUCCAUCUCCACUUCAACUAGUGGCAGCCCCAGCAGUAGCAGGGGUAACAUUUUCAAGAAAUAUGCGCGACCGAAGAGGUCCAGACAUCGCCAGAUUACCAUUCAUGAAUUGCGGGACGGGCGGCGGUAUGCAGAGGUUGGCGUGUCUGCGGAUAAGGAGACGAUACAUGAACUAAGGGAUGGGACUGUUUAUGCCAAUUUGUCAUAAACCUUUAAUAUUCUUUUCCGUAUUAUAAUUUUUUAUUUUUAUUGUUUUGGGAGCUUAUAUCCCCUUUUUUUUGGCGUGGAACUGGGCUUUCUUGGGCACCUUUGACAGGAUAUUUCAUUAUUUUGCAUAGUAUUGGAGCUAGCGAUUGUUUUACAACUGGACUUUGGAAUGAAUCUUUAUUUUUCGCAGCUGUUUACGUACAAAAUUUGCUCUUUGAUGGCUUUUUUUCAAGGUCACAUGACAUCUGUUCCCAAAGCGGCUACUCUAUCCUCCGGCUACUUCAAAGCCCAAUAAAUUUUCCUCUUUUUCUCUUUCUCUUUCUCUUUCCUUUUCUUUUUUUCUUCUUCAACAGCUAGACCACCAACUCAAAUCAUCACCAGUUAGCAACUCUUAUGACCUUUCUGAGGUUUUUUUCUUCCACUGCUCUGGCGAUUCCGAUGAGUGUGUCGAGAUCGAUAAAAAUCCCACUUCUAAAACCAUCAUCACGAGGGCUCCGCGAGGAGCUGCCAUGAUGCGGUGAUGACCUGACAGAUGGGACAAUUUUUGUGUUGAAGAGUUUGUUUUUACUAUGCCUCAUCUUUGAAAGUGAAUUGAUAGGCCGGAUGGCCUGCGUCGCGGCAGGACAAGUGUAGGGAAGCUAGAAAUUGCUGACCGUGAGUUUUUUUCCCCUUUGCAUUUCUUCCCUUCUCACCCCCUCCAAAGCAUGCGCGGCUUGGACCUGCGUCCAGGAAUGAAGAUACUUGACAGCUCUGGUAAUCCGAAGUGCUCAACCGCGCAACUACACUCGGGCAACACUGUAUGUUAUAAUCCCGAGCCGCUGGUUGAGCUUGAGGCAACACGGCAAAGUCUGACAAAGUGUUGGAGAAUACGAUCACUAUGGAAUUUAGCAAUCUCGUGAUGGGAGGAGGGGACAUCCUCUUGGGUUAUGGCAAAGGCUAAUAGUUUCUCGGUAGUGGCUAGAAUUUUGCUUGUGCUUCUUUCUAUAGUACAGUCGUACGUUUGCGAUAUUUCCAUUGAAGCCCACGAGUAGAAAAUAUAGUUGCAUUCUCUCAGGUCAUAUCGAACCACCAAUUCUACAAAUUCCCAGUGUCAGAGCUGGAUGGAUAGAAGCUUCGCGCUGAUAAAUACAAUUAUAACUGUAGCUUACGGAGUAUAUUCAAACAUAGAUACGACUUUUUAAGAAAUCAACAUUUCAAUCUGAUUAUCUCUUCCAC
Molecule: messenger RNA, 5162 nt
Organism: Blastomyces gilchristii SLH14081
Lineage: Eukaryota; Fungi; Ascomycota; Eurotiomycetes; Onygenales; Ajellomycetaceae
Exons: 2
Coding region: 244-3948 (1234 amino acids)
Biological process (GO): telomere maintenance
Cellular component (GO): chromosome, telomeric region
Molecular function (GO): DNA binding
Source: RefSeq, a predicted model, not a curated record